Molecule: messenger RNA, 1884 nt
Organism: Pipistrellus kuhlii (Kuhl's pipistrelle)
Lineage: Eukaryota; Metazoa; Chordata; Mammalia; Chiroptera; Vespertilionidae
Gene: HYAL1
Product: hyaluronidase 1
Exons: 4
Coding region: 120-1472 (450 amino acids)
Biological process (GO): carbohydrate metabolic process; hyaluronan catabolic process
Molecular function (GO): hyalurononglucosaminidase activity
Source: RefSeq, a predicted model, not a curated record
CUCUGCUGCCUGGCCCAGCCUCCCACCCAGGGCCCACCCCUCUGCCCGCCCCCAGGCUGGGUGGGGCGACUUCCUCCAGAGGACAGAGUGCUGCCCUCCGGAGUCCGGGAGUUUGGAGGAUGAGGCCUCUCAGCCCGGAGGUUGCCCUCGGCCUGCCCGGCGCCAUGGCGGCCCACCUGCUGCCCAGCUGCGCCCUCUUCCUGGCCUUGCUCGGCAUGGCCCCCGGCGCCAGGGGCCCCGUGGUGCGCAGCCAGCCCUUCACCACCGUCUGGAACGCCAACACGCAGUGGUGCCUGGAGAGGCAUGGCGUGGACGUGGACGUCAGCGUGUUCGACGUGGUGGCCAACCCGGGCCAGACCUUCCUGGGCCCGGACAUGACCAUCUUCUACAGCUCCCAGCUGGGCACCUACCCCUACUACACCGCGGCCGGGGAGCCCGUGUUCGGCGGCCUGCCCCAGAACGCCAGCCUGGACGCGCACCUGGCCCGCGCGCAGCGCGACGUGCUGGCCGCCAUGCCCGCCGCCGGCUUCUCGGGGCUGGCGGUCGUCGACUGGGAGGCCUGGCGCCCGCGCUGGGCCUUCAACUGGGACGCCAAGGACGUCUACCGGCAGCGCUCACGGGCGCUGGUCCGGGGGCAGCACCCGGACUGGCCGGCGCCCUGGGUGGAGGCGGCCGCCCAGGCCCAGUUCCAGGGGGCCGCCCAGGCCUGGAUGGGGGGCACCCUCCGGCUGGGGCGGGCCCUGCGGCCCCGCGGCCUCUGGGGCUUCUACGGCUUCCCCGACUGCUACAACUCCGACUUCCGGAGCCCCAACUACACGGGCGAGUGCCCGCCGGGGGUCCGGGCCCAGAACGACCAGCUGGGGUGGCUGUGGGCCCAGAGCCGCGCCCUCUACCCCAGCAUCUACCUUCCUGCGGCACUGGAGGGCACGGGGAAGGCACAGGCGUACGUGCGGCACCGCGUGGGCGAGGCGUUCCGCGUGGCGGGGGCCGCCGGGGCCCCCAGUCUGCCGGUGCUGCCCUACGUCCAGAUCUUCUACGACUUCACCAGCCGCUUCCUGCCCCUGGAGGCGCUGGAGCACAGCCUGGGGGAGAGUGUGGCCCAGGGAGCGGCAGGAGCAGUGCUCUGGGUGAGCUGGGAGAACACCAAGACCAAGGGGUCAUGCCAGGCCAUCAAGGAGUACGUGGACAGCACGCUGGGGCCCUUCGUCCUGAACGUGACCAGUGGGGCCCGUCUGUGCAGCGAGGCCCUGUGCUCCGGCCACGGCCGCUGUGCCCGGCGCCCGGACCACCCCGAGGCCCUCCUCCUGCUCAACCCCUCGAGUUUCUCCAUUGAACUCCCGCCUGGCGGCGGGCCCCUGACCCUCCGAGGCGCCCUCUCCCCUGAGGAUCGGAAACGGAUGGCGGUGGAGUUCCAGUGUCACUGCUACCCGCGCUGGAGGGGCGCCGAGUGUGAGCAGCGGGGCCCGUGGUGACUGGCACACCCCCGGUGCACACCGAGUCAUGUAACAGUGCGCUCCGGCCUGGCUGGGCUCUCCCAAGGACCGGCCCAGCUGCACAGGCCACGCACAGUCAGGAGCACCUGCCCGGGAGUCUCCGGCACCCACCUCAGGGUCUCUAACGUCACCGCUAGAGAGAGGGGGGGGCCGUCUUUGAACAGCAGCAAUCAUAAGAACGGCCAUUCUGAGCGCCUGGUCCCCUCCGAGCCCCGUGCUGAGCACGUGAGAUGCCCUGACUCAUUCAGCCUAGGGCGCCGCCGAGAGGGCGCUGAGCAGGUUCCGGGGAGGCUGGGAUCACCACCAGCGUCGGCUGCAGCGGGGCGCCCUGGCUCCGCGGGGUGCAUGGUCAGCAGCCUGCAUCCUGUCAAUAAAGCGGAUGUGAUUCUCA